Molecule: messenger RNA, 237 nt
Organism: Wallemia ichthyophaga EXF-994
Lineage: Eukaryota; Fungi; Basidiomycota; Wallemiomycetes; Wallemiales; Wallemiaceae
Exons: 2
Coding region: 1-237 (78 amino acids)
Source: RefSeq, a predicted model, not a curated record
AUGUUCGCCGCCAGACAAUUCCAACCAGUCCAACGCUUAUCUGCUGCUAGAUUCCCACAAGCCAUGCGCUCAUAUGCCACUUCUGACAAAUUCAGCGAAAAGGAGCAAGGCGAGGAGGCUGUCUACGUCAAGCAACAAGAGCAAGCAAAGCUUAAAGAGUUAAAGGCGAAGGCUGAGCAGCAACAGAAGGAUCUCUCAGACACUCAAAAUGAGAUCAACAAGGCAGAGAAAAAGUAA